Messenger RNA from Ictalurus punctatus (channel catfish), 512 nucleotides. It is a transcript of the gene rps27.2, whose product is annotated as ribosomal protein S27, isoform 2. The record is from RefSeq and is marked provisional. Lineage: Eukaryota; Metazoa; Chordata; Actinopteri; Siluriformes; Ictaluridae. Gene Ontology annotation, molecular function: structural constituent of ribosome; RNA binding. Gene Ontology annotation, biological process: translation; ribosomal small subunit assembly. The coding region runs from base 11 to 265 and encodes 84 amino acids. Gene Ontology annotation, cellular component: ribosome; cytosolic small ribosomal subunit. The transcript has 4 exons.
CGCCAACAACAUGCCUCUGGCGAAAGAUUUGCUGCAUCCGACCGCAGAGGAGGAGAGGAGGCGGCACAAGAAGAAGCGGCUCGUCCAGAGCCCAAACUCUUACUUCAUGGAUGUCAAAUGUCCAGGUUGCUAUAAGAUCACCACAGUGUUCAGUCAUGCUCAGACAGUGGUGUUGUGCGUAGGAUGCUCCACAGUGCUGUGUCAACCUACCGGAGGAAAAGCACGCCUCACAGAAGGAUGCUCUUUCAGGAGAAAGCAGCAUUAGUCUCUCAAGGACCUGCUUGCAAAGGAUAUGGGAGACCAAAGAAGAGAAAUGGGAUUGGCCAAAGGCUUUACAGUACCCAGGAUGAACCCACACCUGAAGUCAAGUUAAAGGUUGUGUAGAUGGGGGUAAAGGGCCUCGGCAUGGAGCUAAAAUCUGAUUUGUACUCUGUUGGAUUAAGGCCUCAUUGUAACUCAUGACUGCCAAACCUGUUUCUCACUUUAAAUCCCAAAUAAAGGUUUUUUCAUUA